Molecule: messenger RNA, 588 nt
Organism: Symbiodinium sp. CCMP2456
Lineage: Eukaryota; Dinophyceae; Suessiales; Symbiodiniaceae
Source: the annotation of a GenBank genome assembly
GAUGGCGAGCUUUCCAUCAUCGAGUUCUGGAGUUGGGUCAACGGCCAUGAUGGCAGGCAAACGAAUGUGGCCAAGACAGCGGGUGACGUCGGAUCUAUGCAGACGGGUGACUUUCGCCGGCAAUUGCUGAACAUGGCUGUUGAAGAAACCAAGCGAAAGAUCCACGAAACCGAGGAGCUCCGCAGUCCACGAGCGGCUGGCCGCCUUUCGCAGCAGGCCCGCAGCUCCGCUGGAGUGCUGAGCCUCCGAGUGUUUUUUAAUCUACGUGGAGGAAAGAUGCCGAAGAGGUCGUGGAUUGCCACGACAGGCCUCGAUCAGCUCGUUCUUUCCUCGGAGAUUGCCCGAGUUUUCCAUCCGGUCUGCUGCCAAGCAAAGGUCGACACCUUCUUGGCUUGGGCUACUCGGAUCUCCCAUUUGCUCGGAUGUGUCCUCUUGGGGUUUCUGCUGGCAGUUCGUUGCUCUUUGGCUCAGGACAAGAAUGGAGAUGGAACGGUUUCUACAGAGGAGAUGGGCCAGGUUCUGAAGCAGGUGAACCCCAAGUUCACAGAGGCCAUCUCUGACUCUGAAGCCACGAGAGACGACAAGUGA